This is a messenger RNA of Wallemia mellicola CBS 633.66, 2080 nucleotides long. RefSeq lists its product as hypothetical. Gene Ontology annotation, cellular component: nucleus; cytosol; mitochondrial outer membrane. The record is from RefSeq and is a predicted model, not a curated record. Gene Ontology annotation, molecular function: protein binding. The transcript has 9 exons. NCBI's taxonomy places the organism in Eukaryota, Fungi, Basidiomycota, Wallemiomycetes, Wallemiales, Wallemiaceae. The coding region runs from base 11 to 1993 and encodes 660 amino acids.
ACAAACAAAAAUGAAUCAAGAAUUGAAGGACGCUACUGAGGGUUUCAACUUGCUAUUCAAUGACAAAAUAGACCAAUCAACAGAAGAGCUCUCUAGACACGACAACGCCUUCGGUAGAACUGGCCUCGGUAUAAUCCUUUUCUUACAAGCCGCAUUGGGGAUGGAGGAUGGCAUGAUGGAACGAGCCCAGAACGAGUUAUUUGCGGCCGAGAAGGCUGCAGAGACUGCGAAGAAGGACGCUAACAAGCUGAAAGGGAAAUCAUCCAGAUUUAAUAGCACUGUUCCAUACGAACUACUCAUCGCUAGCACCGUCAUCGGACAAGCUAUGACCCAGAUACUCACGGAAUCAGCCGUUGAAAUGCUCAAAGCUAUUUAUAAGUUAAAUAGAUCGUAUAAACUAUACAACAACACUUUCGUUAGUGUGUUCCCAGGCGGCGCGGCAAGCUUGCCUGAUACCCCAAUGGCUUCCCCUUCUAUGUCGAGACAACAGUCGUCCCAGUCGCUCCAUUCGAUCAAUAAGCAGCAGGAACAGCCAAUUCAGAAGGGUUUCUUCGCUAAGAAGUUUGGCAGCUUUCUCGGCACUAAUUCCAGCGCUGCUUCUAGCUCAAGCUCACUCAGUUCAACUAACACUCCAGCUCCACCAAGCGAUAACGUUGAAGAGUUCGUUAUGUCAGGCGCUUGUUUUGGAUUUGGGCUUUUUGGUUUGGUAUUCUCGCUUAUGCCACCAAAAUUGAAGAGAUUGAUAAACGUGUUUGGAUUUAAAAGUGAUAGAAAGGAAGCUUUAAAGGCUUUAGCAUUGAGUGCUUCAUACCGAGAUGUUCACUCUUCCUUUGCAGCACUCUCUUUGCUCUUUUACACCUCGUCUACACUUCUCCUCGCAGGAUGGAAUGCGGACUCCGAGCAUGAUAUGCGCAUGUUUGAGAAUAUUCUUAAAAGUUGUGAAAAGAGGCAUCCAGAUGGUACUCUGUGGACUCUUAAUCGUGCCAGAUUAGAGCGUAUCAAUGGACGUGCUGAUAAUGCAAUUAGUAUUCUCGGUGCAACAUUGGAAAAGGAUCGGGGUUUCCCCCAGGCAGAAGUCAUCAUUGUUUUCGAGUAUGCAUGGCUCUUAUUAGCUGAGAAUAAGUACAAAGAAUCUGCUAAAUACUUCUUGCAUCUCAUGAAAUUAAAUUCAUGGUCUCAUGCAACUUACACACUCCUUGCUGCUGGUUGCUUCCUGUCUGAUUCAAGAGAUGGCAAUGAGGAAAGCCGCGAGAAAGCUCAAGAGGAAUUUAUGAAGAUGCCAGAACUUCUCAAUGCUAAGAAACUCGGCGGUCGCAACAUGCCAAUGGAAGACUUCGCACAACGUAAGUUAGCCUUCUGGAAGCGCAAGCAUGAGCGCAGGGUCGAAGCCUACAAGAAGCUUUCCGUUGAAGUUGACCUUGAAAGAUGGGAUUUGGCUAUAAAGAUUAGUCCAGCUGAUGAAAUGGCAUGUUUCUGGAACAGCUAUGGUAAAAUAACUAGGGAAGCCGCAUUGAAGCACAUGUCAGCGUUGUGUAAAUUGACACCAGCGCCUGAAAUUUCUACCCCCUUGAUAGACAUCAAACCAAGAGAAGAAGAAGAUAUUGACGAUCUGGACACACAUGAUGAAAUCGCAGUAAGAUACCUACUACUGGGUAUACUCCACCGUGCAAUCGGUGAAUUGGACUUGUCGAGGCGCUACCUCGAUGAAUGUGUCUCAUAUAGAGGAAAAGCCACUGAUGAUACUUGGGCACCUGCCUUUGCUGCUUACGAAUUGGCAGUCCUUGAACUCAACGUCGGUGACCAAAAGACAUUAUCUGAAACGCCAAAUGCGAAAUCAAUAUGGAAGAACGCGAUCGAGGCAUCAGAAAAGCAUCUCGCUUUGGUAGCUUCUGGUGAAUUCGGUCCAACGUAUGACCUCGAAGGUCGUCAAGGUACGCGUUGUUACCUCCUCAAAGAUGAAAUCCAAACGAAGAGAACACAAUUGGGAAUCUAACAUCUACAUUUCUCUAUCAGUUAUAGCGGACAAUCUUUAAUUAUUAUUCUAUCUUGUAAUAUAUAUUCAUUUCAGAGUACGUUGCCU